AUGUCUAGAGAAGUCAUGGCUACUUCAUCAGCUGCUCCUUUUGAUUAUGAGAUCUUGGAUAAAGAUCCUGACAUACCUAGAACAGCUGUGGUCCAAUCCAAUCGGACGAAUCCGUGGAUUGAGCCUGAAACUUUGAAACUUCAGCACCGAAUUGGUCGAGGACCCUUUGGCGAUGUUUGGCUUGCUACACUUCAUCAGUCAACUGAGGAUUAUGAUGAACACCAUGAAGUUGCUGCUAAGAUGUUGCAUCCGGUCAGAGAGGAUCAUGUGAAGAUUGUACUGGAGAAGUUCAAUGAUUUGUACUUUAAGUGCCAAGGAGUUUCUAGUGUUUCUUGGAUACAUGGAGUUUCAAUGAUAAAUGGAAGGGUCUGCAUUAUUAUGAAGUUGUAUGAAGGUUCAAUUGGCGACAAGAUGGCUAGAUUAAGAGAAGGAUGGAUUUCAUUAUGUGAUGUUUUGAGGUAUGGGAUCAAUCUGGCUCAAGAUAUUCUGGAGCUUCACUCUAAAGGGAUCCUUGUUCUGAACCUUAAACCUUGCAAUGUUCUUCUCAAUGACAAUGAUCAAGCGAUUUUGGGAGAUGUUGGUAUUCCCAAUCUUUUGCUUGGUUCCUCAUUCGUUAGCUCAGAUAUCGCUCAAAGGCUUGGAACUCCUAAUUACAUGGCUCCAGAACAAUGGAAACCAGAGGUCGGAGGUCCUAUAUCAAUUGAAACGGAUUCAUGGGGAUUCGGUUGUACCAUUGUUGAAAUGUUGACUGGUAAUCAGCCUUGGUACGGAUGCCCUGUUGGUGGAAUUUAUGGAUCAGUUGUUGAAAAGCAUGAAAAGCCACUUAUCCCAAGUGGCCUUCCUUCUCCCAUCGAGAAUAUCCUUAGUGGAUGUUUUGAGUAUGAUUUAAGGAACCGCCCUUUGAUGGUAGAUAUUCUGCACGUCUUUAAAAGUUCGCUGAGUAAACUAGGCAACGAUGGAGGAUGGAGAUAUCAAGGAAAUAUGAAAGUAAUUGCAAAAUCAGGCAGCACUGACUACACCGAAUGGUUCCUCUCAAAGGAUCACCUGCAGGUGGGCGACAUGGUCCGAUCCAGAAAGUCUCCCAACUCAUGUAAAGCUCAAAACAUGGAUGUCCCAGAAGGAACUGUUGUUGGUCUAGAACGCACUGCAGAUCAUGGAUUCGUUCUUGUGAGGGUCCAUGGUAUUCACGACCCUAUAAGAAUUCACGCGUCAACUCUCGAACGGGUCACAGAUGGCUUGGCAGCUGGUGAUUGGGUACGAGUUAAAGAUAAAAACCAGAAGCACUCGCCAGUUGGCAUUCUACAUACCAUCAAUCGAGAUGACAGUAGAGCUGCUGUUGGAUUUAUCGGGCUGCAAACUCUCUGGAAAGGAAACCCUUCUGACCUCGAAAUGUCGGAAUCGUUCUGUGUAGGACAGUUCGUUAGGCUAAAAGAGAAUAUCUUAAGCCCUCGAUUCGAAUGGCGUCGUAAAAGGGGAGGGACCUCGGCUACCGGUCGGAUUUCGUGGAUUCUACCAAAUGGGUGUUUGGUAAUCAAGUUCCCAGGGUUGCUGACUUUUGGGAAUGAAUCAAACACCUUUUUGGCUGAUCCUUCUGAGGUUGAAGUGGUUGAUUUCAAGGCUUGUCCUGGGAUUAUAGAAAAGUAUCAACAUGUUGAGGAUCAUCACUGGGCAGUUAGACCUGUUCUAGUUGCACUUGGCAUAUUAACAGCUUUGAAACUAGGUAUAUUAGCUGGAAACAAAGUAAGGAGGUGCAAGAAGUUUAAUGCAAUAAUAGAAAGCAAAAACCACCAUCUUGAAGGUCAAAACACCAAUAGUCCUACAAGGAAUAUAAUAAGUCAUGGCAACACAGCAUGGGUUCCUUCAGUUUCUAAUCUCCUUUUCAAAGAUGGUGCUUAA
Molecule: messenger RNA, 1896 nt
Organism: Lathyrus sativus (Indian pea)
Lineage: Eukaryota; Viridiplantae; Streptophyta; Magnoliopsida; Fabales; Fabaceae
Source: the annotation of a GenBank genome assembly